AUGAAAAAGGAGUUUGGUGUAAAUGGAUCUGAUAAUAAAAAUCAAAUGGGCAUACCAAUUAGAUCUCUUGAUUUGUAAUUAAUAAUUUAGAUGAUCUUAUCAUAAGUGGAAGUGCAGAUUAAACAAUUACAUUUUAGAGUAGAUAAAAUGAGUGGUAAGGCACAUAAACUAUUAAAAAUCAUGUAAAGGGUCUACAUAGCUUAAGUUUAAAUGAUUAAAAUAAUUAAUUAAUUUCUCUAGGAGGUGAUAAGAGAAUUUUAAUUAUAAAAAAAGAAAAUAAGAAUUGGAUUAUAAAUCAAACAAUUUUUAUAGAAUUAAAUGGAUACACUUUAUGUCAUAUUAAUGAUGAUACUUUUAGUUACUAACCUUGUUAUCAUUAAACAAUGCAUAUCUAUUAAAAAGUUCAAAAUAACUCUGUAAAAACGAAAGAAAUUUCAGUUAAGGGAGGAAAAAACUGUUCUAUCUUAUUUCCAUAGAAAUUAAUUAAGGAUUAAUCCUUUUUAUUAAAUAAAAAUGGAUUACAUAUAAAUUUUAUAAGAAUUACUCCUAAUUCUUAAUUUAUUACAGAAUAUUCAAUUGAUUUUUAAGACUAUUUUAUCUAUGGGACAUUAAGUAAUGAUGGUAAGUUUUUAAUUACAACCAGAAGAGAUAUAAAUUAGAUAAUUUGUUGAAUGA
Messenger RNA from Paramecium sonneborni, 675 nucleotides. The record is from the annotation of a GenBank genome assembly. Lineage: Eukaryota; Ciliophora; Oligohymenophorea; Peniculida; Parameciidae.